Brassicogethes aeneus is the source of this 2640-nucleotide messenger RNA. NCBI's taxonomy places the organism in Eukaryota, Metazoa, Arthropoda, Insecta, Coleoptera, Nitidulidae. The record is from the annotation of a GenBank genome assembly.
GACAUCAACUACCUCGAACUACUGGGACUGGAGGAACAGGAAGAUGUCCCGUCUAUCGCAAUUCUACACCGUCGAGGUAGGAGACACCAAGUUCACCAUCUUGAAGCGGUACCAAAAUCUCAAGACCAUCGGGUCCGGUGCCCAAGGGAUCGUCUGCGCCGCGGUUGACACAGUCACCUCAACAAAUGUAGCAAUCAAGAAACUAAGCCGCCCGUUUCAAAACGUCACCCACGCCAAAAGGGCAUACAGGGAAUUUAAGUUAAUGAAACUCGUCAACCACAAAAAUAUAAUUGGUUUGUUAAACGCUUUCACUCCCCAAAGAACUUUGGAGGAAUUCCAAGAUGUCUACCUCGUUAUGGAACUGAUGGACGCAAAUCUGUGUCAAGUCAUACAGAUGGACCUCGAUCACGAGCGGAUGAGCUAUCUGCUCUACCAGAUGCUCUGCGGCAUCAAGCAUCUGCAUUCCGCCGGUAUUAUACACAGGGACUUGAAGCCGAGCAACAUAGUCGUCAAGUCCGACUGCACGUUGAAAAUCCUCGACUUCGGUUUGGCGCGCACGGCCGGCACCACGUUCAUGAUGACCCCUUACGUCGUCACCAGGUACUACAGGGCCCCCGAGGUCAUCCUCGGCAUGGGCUACACGGAGAACGUCGACAUAUGGUCGGUGGGUUGCAUAAUGGGCGAGAUGAUAAGAGGCGGGGUGCUGUUCCCCGGCACCGAUCACAUCGAUCAGUGGAACAAAAUUAUCGAGCAACUGGGCACGCCGUCGCAGCAGUUCAUGGUGCGGCUGCAGCCGACGGUGCGCAACUACGUCGAGAACCGGCCGCGGUACCCGGGCUUCACGUUCGAGAAGCUUUUUCCGGACGUGCUGUUCCCUUCGGACAGCAACGAGCACAACCGGCUGAAGGCGAGCCAGGCGCGCGACCUGCUCUCGCGCAUGCUCGUCAUCGACCCGCAGAACCGGAUAUCCGUCGACGAAGCCCUGCUGCAUCCCUACAUCAACGUGUGGUACGACGAGCAGGAAGUGAACGCGGUAUGUAGAAAACCGGCGCCCGGUCCGUACGACCACAGCGUGGACGAGCGCGAGCACACCGUUGAGCAAUGGAAAGAACUGAUCUAUCAGGAGGUGAUGGAGUACGAGAGCAGCCACGGCAGGGCGACGUCGUCCAGCGCCCAGCAGAGCCCCGCCCAGAAUUCCAAUGAACCAAAUGGUACGGAUAACAUACGGUAGAAAAGGAUAUUAAACUUGAAGCACAAUUUAACCUUUCGACUAGUCUAACUUAUUUAAACUAAAUAGCAAUUCCCCACCAAACUAAUAAAUAAUUACGUAUGUACGAUUCCAAAAAAAAAUUUCUAUUUACUUGAAAAACAAAAAAUGCGCCGUGAACAAAAGACAUACGAACUUUUUCUGUAGUGAAACAUUGUGUCUAUAAAAAAACAAGUGGAUAUGACAGUCUUUUUAUAAUAAAAGGAAAAUAAAAGAAAAAAUCGUAAACUAUAUAUUUAAUAAUCAGUAUGUGUGAUACGAAAUCUUGCUAGUUUGUAUUUUACCCUAAAAUAUGUUGUGCAAUAUUUUUUUUUCGCGUAAAUUUAUUUAUGGAGUUAAAACCAAUUUUAUACUUACUCAAAAGUAAUCAUUUUAUUUUUUAACGUUUAGCCAAGAAAAAAUACAAAUUAGUAACAUCCUAUGUAAGAAAAAAUUAAAUUAGUUAGCGUUCCAUCUUAAUUAAUUUAUUUCAGCAAUAUUUAAAUAUUUUUUUACAUAUACUUGUGACUCAUCACUUAUUGUUUAUUUUUUUUCGAAAGUUAUCUAGACUUAAAUUUAGUAUUAGACGUGUAAUCUUAAAUUUUAACCUACGGUAGAAAGAAACAAAACAAAAAAAAUGACUACAAUAAGUUAUGUAAUAUGUCCGAUCCAUAAUGUAAAAAAAUUGUAACUUUUAGUGACUUUUAUGGGACAGGAGUUAUGUAUGUAUAUUUUACCCCCCAGUACAGGGCAAGGUUAUACAUACAGGGUGUCCGAAAAAUGUGUUCUGUAAGAGAGAAAAAUAAUCGUCAAAAAGCGGUGCGGCAUUUUACGACACCCUGUGUAAUAAUUAUUGAGGUGAUAUUUAAACUUGCCCUGUACAAUUUUGUGGCAAGGUUGCAAAACGUCUUAAAUUAAGCAUAAAAGGAAAAAAGCGUAGCUGAGCCACAUAUUUAUGUUUUUAAGUGCAAUGUUAUUGCCAUAUUUAAUAAUCCAUAAAAUGAUUUUUUACUAUAAUUAUAAUCUAUUAAAUAUGGCACCUUGUGAUUUUUUUGUUGAUUAUUUCGUGAAUAAGACUUAAAAAUAAUAUUUAUUUUGUUACUUUUAGUUUUGAAAACAUUAAAAAGUAAUGUAAAUAUUACACAACGUUUUUUUGUAGGGUGUUCAUUUUUAACUUGCCACAAAUAUCUUAGAAUUAAAGCAAAAUGAGGUAUAGUAGACAAAAACCGUGAAAAUCGGUAAAACAACCCUUUUUUUUAUUAAAUUUUACCCCAUAUUGUUUUUUAUUUCUUACAGCUUUUUACCGAUUUUUAAUGGACUAAAUCUAGUUAUUUGUAGUAUACAACCAUUGCUUGUAUUGUUCUGCUUUGUAAAUAAAGACGACAAAGUGAAUA